AUGGAAUAUGAAGGAGAAAUUUUUCAUUUGACAGAAUAUCAAAUAAAAAAAACAGUAAAAGCUUUUAAUUACUUAGACAAAAAAAAGAAAGGAUUACUAAAGUUUGAUUUAUUAGGGAAUCUGCUACGAUGUUGUGGAUAUAAUGUAUCAUUAAAAGAAAUUGAAAAAAUAAAAGAAAAAAUAAUAGAAAAGAAAAUUAUUGAAAAAAAGAAAGAAAAAACUAAGGAGGAAGAAAAGAGAGAAAAAGAAAUAAUAAUAUAUGAUGAAAAUGAAGAAUUAAAUAAUAAUAAUAAUCAGCUUAACAAAAAUGAUAUAAUUAAUGAUGAUAAUAAUAAUAUAUCAGAGUUAUUAAACAAUUUAAAGAAUUAUGAUAACUUCAUGGAAAUAGAGAAAAAAAAAGAAGAAAUUAAAAAAGAAGAAGAAGAAAAUAAAAAUUUAUUUAGUAUAAAAGAGUACUUCAGAAUUAUCCAAAUACCAAAUAUAACUAAUGAAAUAAAACCUCCAAAUAUUUUAGAUUCUUUUGAAGUUUUUGAUGAAAAAGGAAAUGGAAAAAUAUCAAUAAAAAAGUUGAGAUUUAUUUUACAAUAUUUAGGUGAACCUUUUAGCAAUUCAGAAUUUGAUGAAUUUUUUGAAUGGAUUAAAACCUUAGACAAAGUCUAUAAAAAUGAUCAUAUAAUAUAUGAGGAUUUACUAAAUGAGUUAAUAAAUAAAGAUUCAAAUAUAUGA
Messenger RNA from Plasmodium relictum, 726 nucleotides. RefSeq names its product calmodulin, putative. The transcript has 3 exons. NCBI's taxonomy places the organism in Eukaryota, Apicomplexa, Aconoidasida, Haemosporida, Plasmodiidae. Gene Ontology annotation, cellular component: myosin II complex. The record is from RefSeq and is a predicted model, not a curated record. The coding region runs from base 1 to 726 and encodes 241 amino acids. Gene Ontology annotation, molecular function: calcium ion binding.